This is a messenger RNA of Lodderomyces parapsilosis, 3153 nucleotides long. RefSeq names its product Vps41p (gene VPS41). NCBI's taxonomy places the organism in Eukaryota, Fungi, Ascomycota, Pichiomycetes, Serinales, Debaryomycetaceae. The transcript has a single exon. Gene Ontology annotation, molecular function: protein binding. The coding region runs from base 1 to 3153 and encodes 1050 amino acids. Gene Ontology annotation, cellular component: late endosome; HOPS complex. The record is from RefSeq and is a predicted model, not a curated record. Gene Ontology annotation, biological process: macroautophagy; endosomal vesicle fusion; cellular response to starvation.
AUGGCCAACAAGAAAAAGGGCAAGAAGCCGAAAAAGGAAAAGAGCGGGACAACUGAUGAAAGUGAUGAAUUUUUGAAAGACAAUGGCGCGUUGAGUGAUGUCAAAAUUCAAGAAACAGUACACCGGAAUCAAGCAAACCUGGUUGCUGAUAGUUCGUAUAGUCAAAAUGGUCGAUCAUUGAAUACCCUCCGGCAAAACCAAGCCGGUCUGGAGACAAAUCAGAACGGCAAUCAAGAGCCUGACCAAGUUGAUAUAGAAGCUGUGGGUGAUCAAAUUGAUUCAAUUGAAAACAUCCAAGAUGGAAGCUCAGAUAAGGAACAAAAAGAGCAAGAGCAAGAGCAAGAGCAAGGGCAAGAGCAGGACGAACCAAAGCAGGACGAACCAAAGCAGGACGAAUCAAAGCAGGACGAACCAAGGCAGGACGAUCAAGAGCAAGAGGAAGAGGAAGACGAUGAACCACCCAAACUCAAGUACUCACGUAUUAAUGAACUUCCGAGCAACUUCUUCAUAAAAGAUCCUAUAUCGUCGUGCUUUUUCCAAGAUAAAUACUUUGUAUUUGCCACCCAUUCGGGAUUUAUUCACAUAUGCACCAGCAAUUUUUCUCCAGUAAGAACCUUUAAAGCUCAUCGAGCAUCCGUUUUGAGUACAUAUACAGAUGGUCAAUUUUUUGCAUCAGCCUCAAUGGAUGGAACUGUUGUCAUUGGGUCAAUUGAUGAUGAGAAAGACAUUAUUGCUUACGAUUUCCAGAGACCUGUCCACGCCAUUGUACUCGACAGCAACUAUGCAUCGAAGAGAAGUUUCAUCAGUGGCGGGAUGAGUGGCAAGGUGAUUUAUUCAAGGAAAAACUGGCUUGGUAAAAAGGCGGAUUACGUUAUUGAUCAAAAUCAUGGUGCCAUUGUUGGAUUAACGAUUGUGGGUGACUUGGUCAUUUGGAUGAACGAUAAGGGAAUUAAUGUAUUUCAUUUGAGCAACAAGAUUAUGAUCAAGGUGUUAGAGAAACCAAGUGAUAGUCCCAGGAAUGACUUAUAUUGGCCUAGGGUAGCGCAACCCGACCCAGACAGAAUUAUUAUUGCUUGGAGUAACUAUAUAUGGUCCUUACGAAUAUUGUUGAAAGAUGGAUCAUCACAAAGUGUAAGCGAAAAGGAUUCAGUACCAGUAUUUUCGUCAGGAAUGAGCCGAAUCUUACCAUCUACCGCCUCCAUUUCAUUUCGAACAACGCAAGAAAAGAAAGUAGAAGUGGAACAUAUUUUCAAACUCGAUGACUUGAUAUGUGGGAUAGCUAGUUUUAAAGAUGACUUGUGGAUGAUUCUAACUUACGAGCCACCCAUGAAGAAACUGAUCGGGGAGGCAAACGGCGAGAAACCAAUAUACAAUAAUCCCGAUUUGAAGUUGAUUAAUUCCACCACUGGCGAAGUUGAGUUUGAAGAAGAGUUGGCUUUGAAAAACAUUCAAAAUUUGGGAUUGAAUGAUUUCACCUUGGGCUGUCAUAUUGAAAAGAUCCCAAAAUACUUUAUCAUCAGUGCCAAGGAUGGAGUCGUUGCUCAGGAAUACCAAUUGGAUGACAGAUUGGAAUGGCACUUGAUGAAGGAAAAUUACUUGAGAGCUUACGAAGUGAGCGAGCAUAUAGUGGCUCCCAUAAAACGAUUAAACUAUGGCUUACAAUAUGUUGACCUGUUGGUAAAAGGGGAUGAAUGGAUGAAAGCAGCGGAAUUUUUGAAAACUUUGUUGCCAAUGGAGGAGAACAUACUACCAGACGACGAGCUAAUUAGCAGUCCAGACGAGGAUGCUGAUGUGAUCGACUCUAGAUCUCAAGAUGACGACGGAAUGAGGAAAGAAGUUAUAAGCCAAUGGGAAACAUGGGGUCAUAUAUUUAUUAAUAGUGGGCACAUUGAAGAAUUAAGUGAUGCAAUACCCAGUACUCUGUUGUUACCAGAAGAUUUAUACACGAAGAUCAUGACAUAUUGGAUUGAAAAGGAACCAAAAAGGGCUUACCAAUUGAUCAGCAAUUGGCCCCAUGAGCUAUACGAUACUGUUACAAUUGAGUAUAAAUUAAAAGAGCAGGAGCCCAACCUUAAAGAAGGUGAAAAUUUCACCUUUAUCGAAAAAUCCCUUGUCAAAGUCUAUGACAAAACGCUCCAACCAGUUAAAGCAGUACCACAUCUUGUAAACUUGAAAGAUAGAAACAUUGUUGGGUACUUGUCGCGGAACCAUAUUUUGAAAAAUUUUGUAUCACAUCUACCAGAGUUUAUUGAGCUACAAUUUGAUACUCCCGAAUCCAUCUCGAAAUGGCCAAUUGGUAAGCUAGGACAAAGACUAUCAGAAACUAUUGACACGUUGGUUGAUCACCGUCUAGAAAUACCAGCACACGAUAUUGUUGAAUUGUUCAAAAGCCAUCCCAAUUUGUCAUUCAUCAAUUACUUUUACUUGACUCGAUUGCAGUCCAUUGAUAAGCUAUUGGUGAGGGAUUUUGGAGAUGAGUUGAUUGAACUAUACUCCAAUUAUUCAAGAAAAGACCUACUUCCGUUCCUUAUGGCUAACGAUGAAAACGAUGCCUCUCAGAGCAACUACAAUGUUGACAGGGCCAUUGAAGUUUGUCAGGAGAACCACUUCUAUCAAGAGUUGAUCUAUUUGCUAGGCAAGAUUGGAGAGAAUAAACAAGCUUUAAAUUUGGUUAUUGACAAAAUGGAUGAUCCACAAAUGGCAAUUGAAUUUGCCAAGAGGUUGAACGAUAAAGAUACUUGGAGUUCCUUGAUCAAUCAGUCGUUGAAUAAACCAAAGUUUCUCAAGAUUUUGAUUGAACAAGCAGAUGAGUCAACCAACCCCUUUUAUGACCCUGUGAGUAUCUUGACUAAAGUCACGACAAAAUUCGAAACAGAAUCAACAGGUGAAGGUUAUAAUGAGAUGGACGCAGUGCAUGUGCAAAUUUAUCAACAAUUGAGUCAAAGUAUAAUUGAAUUUUCGAAAAAUAACGACUUGAAUAAGUUGAUUAACCAGGUGAUAUUAAAGAUGAUUGAUCAAAGCUCACAGGAAAUAGCACUUUUUUUGAAACGGUCCUUGCUACAAGGUCGACAGUAUGAUUUGGAAAAGAAUGAUGUGUCUUCGAAAAGGAUUGUGGAUAGCUUGCAAAACUGGGAGCCAAUCACGUUGAAUUAA